AUGAAGGAAGGCGGUGCUCCGAGUGAAGCCCUGUCCUUGGAGGGAGAUGAAUGGGAGCUGAGUAAAGAGAAUGUACAACCCUUACGGCAGGGGCGGAUCAUGUCCACACUUCAAGGAGCACUGGCACAGCAAGAGUCUGCCUGUAACACUAUUCUUCAGCAGCAGAAACGGGCAUUUGAAUCUGAAAUUCGAUUUUACACUGGAAAUGACCCUCUGGAUGUCUGGGAUAGAUAUAUUAACUGGACAGAGCAGAACUAUCCUCAAGGAGGGAAGGAGAGUAACAUGUCAACAUUACUAGAGAGAGCUGUAGAAGCACUACAAGGAGAAAAACGGUAUUAUAGUGAUCCUCGAUUUCUCAAUCUUUGGCUUAAAUUGGGACAUUUAUGCAAUGAACCUUUGGAUAUGUACAAUUAUUUACACAACCAAGGAAUUGGCAUUUCACUUGCUCAGUUCUAUAUCUCAUGGGCUGAAGAAUAUGAAGCUAGAGAAAACUUUAAGAAAGCAGAUGUGAUAUUUCAGGAAGGACUUCAACGGAAGGCUGAACCACUGGAAAGACUGCAGUCCCAGCACCGACAAUUCCAAGCCCGAGUAUCUCGACAAACUUUGUUGGCACUUGAGGAAGAAGAAGAGGAAGAGAGUUUUGGCUCUUCUGUACCACAGCGAAGCACACUAGCUGAUCUAAAGUGCAAAGGGAAAAAGACAGCAAGAGCUCCAAUCAGCCGUGUGGGAGGUGCUCUCAAGGCUUCAAACCAGAACAGAGGACUCCAAAAUCCAAUUCCUCAACAGAUGCUAAGUAAUUCUAGAAUUACUGUUUUUGAUGAAAAUGUUGAUGUGGCUUCUAGAACAGAGUUGUCUAAGCCUACAGUCCAGCCAUGGGUAGCACCCCCUGUGCCCAGAGCGAAAGAGAAUGAGCUGCAAGCAGGCCCUUGGAACACGGGCAGGCCCUUGGAAUCCAGGCCUCGUGGCAAUACAGCUUCUGUGGCAGCUGUACCCUCUAUGCUUCCCAGUUUUACUCCAUAUGUGGAAGAGACUGUACAACAGCCAGUUAUGACACCAUGUAAAAUUGAACCUAGUAUAAACCACAUUCUAAGCACCAGAAAGCCUAAAAAGGAAGAAGAAGAUCCCUUACAGAGAGUUCAAAGCUAUAAACAAGAGUCUGAGGAGAAGAAAGAGAAGAUGAUGUAUUGUAAGGAGAAGAUUUAUGCAGGAGUGGGAGAAUUCUCUUUUGAAGAAAUCCGGGCUGAAGUUUUUCGGAAAAAAUUAAAAGAGCAAAGGGAAGCGGAGCUACUGACCAAUGCAAAGAAGAGAGCAGAAAUGCAGAAACAGAUUGAAGAGAUGGAGAAAAAGCUAAAAGAAAUCCAGACUACACAGCAAGAAAGAGUAGAUGAUCAGCAAGAAGAGAGAUUGCCUACAGAGGAGACAGCUGAACUUGGAAUGGAUUCUGAGUUUCAGAAAGUACCAGCAAUGGUUCUCUUCAAUUCUCUUUGUCCAGCGAACUCUUGUGCCAGGGAAACUUCACUUGCAGAAAACAUUUGUCAGGAACAGCCUAACUCUAAAGGUCCAAGUAUACCAUUCUCCAUAUUUGACGAGUUUCUUCCUUCAGAGAAAAAGAAUAUCAGUUCUUCUACAGAUCCACCAGGGAUUUUAGCUCAACGAAGACCCCUUGCAAUUCUCAAAACUUCAGAAAGCAUCACCUCAAAUGAGGAUGUGUCUCCAGAUAUUUGUGAUGAAUUUACAGGAAUUGAGCCCUUGAGUGAAGAUGCCAUUAUCACUGGUUUCAGGAAUGUAACUAUUUGUCCCAACCCGGAAGACACUUGUGACUUCGCUAGAGCAGCCCAUUUUGUAUCUACCCCAUUUCAUGAGAUAAUAUCCUUGAAGAAUCUCCCUCCUAGCCCUGAGAGACUCUUGCAGGAAGAAGAUCUAGACAUAAAGAGCUCUGAGGACCCACAGACUACUUGUGGCACUGUCUACAAUCAAACUCUCAGCGUCAAGAAGCUGAGCCCAAUUAUUGAAGAUAGUCACGAAGCCACACACUCCUCUGGGUUCUCUGGAUCUUCUGCCUCAGUCACAAGCACCUCCUCCUCCAUCAAAUGUCUUCAAAUUCCUGAGAAACUGGAGCUUACUAAUGAGACUGCAGGUAAGAUAUAGUAUAUAUCACUCAAGAGCAAACAUUUGCAUCCCUGCCUGUGAACACUUAUUUAUCUUAGCAGACUGAGCUAUGUCUGUUCCCCGCCCCCCAAUAGAAGUUUCAAUCAAAUCUUCUCAACAGGUAAUGAAGAUUAUUGCAUUAAACAAGAAUACCUAAUAUGUGAAGAUUACAAAUUAUUCUGGGUGGCACCAAGGAACUCUGCAGAGUUAACCAUAAUAAAGGUAUCUUCUCAACCUAUCCCAUGGGACUUUUAUAUCAACCUCAAGUUAAAGGAACGUUUAAAUGAGGAGUAUGAUCAUUUGUGUAGCUGUUAUCUAUACCAAGAUGGCUGUAUUCUUUGGCACCAAUAUAUAAACUGCUUCACUCUUCAGGAUCUUCUCCAACACAGUGAAUUUAUUACCCAUGAAAUAACAGUGUUGAUUGUUUAUGACCUUUUAACAAUCGUGGCGAAGUUACACAAAGCAGAAAUAGUCCAUGGUGACUUGAGUCCAAGGAGUCUGAUUCUUAGAAACAGAAUCCACGAUCCCUAUGAUUUUAAUAAGAAGAAUCAGGCUUUGAAGAUAGUGGACUUUUCCUACAGUGUUGACCUUAGGGUACAGCUAGAUGUGUGUACCCUCAGCGGCUUUCGGACUGUACAGAUCCUGGAAGGACAAAAGAUCCUGGCCAACUGUUCUUCUCCCUACCAGGUAGACCUGUUUGGUAUAGCAGAUUUAGCACAUUUACUAUUGUUCAAGGAACACCUACAGGUCUUCUGGGAUGGGUCCCUCUGGAAACUUAGCCAAAAUAUUUCUGAGCUAAAAGAUGGUGAAUUGUGGAAUAAAUUCUUUGUGCGGAUUCUGAAUGCCAGUGAUGAAUCCUCAGUGUCUGUUCUAAGGGAACUUUCAGCAGAAAUGAAUGAGGUGUUUGAUACCACAUUCCAAAGUCACCUGAACAAAGCCUUAUGGAAGGUAGGGAAGUUAAUCAGUCCUGGGGCUUUGCUCUUCCAGCAAGAUAGGCAGUCAAGUCUCUCACAGGUUCCUGCCUAA
Molecule: messenger RNA, 3174 nt
Organism: Orycteropus afer afer
Lineage: Eukaryota; Metazoa; Chordata; Mammalia; Tubulidentata; Orycteropodidae
Source: RefSeq, a predicted model, not a curated record